Messenger RNA from Neolamprologus brichardi, 1457 nucleotides. The record is from RefSeq and is a predicted model, not a curated record. Lineage: Eukaryota; Metazoa; Chordata; Actinopteri; Cichliformes; Cichlidae.
CGGAAUUAGUCAGUGAUAGAGGGGAGGAGAGGAGGCGAGGCGGCGGGUGUUCUGCCGAGGUGGACGUGGCGGGUCCGGCGGAGUGAGCUACGAGUGACGGGCAGCGGAGCCGAACCGAGGUGGACAGCCAGCCGGCCAUGAAGCGGACCACCCGCAGGCUCGUGAUGGUCAGCCGUACCUGCUGACAUCUGGCUGAUCUUUCACUACGUCAUCGUUUUCCAGAGGACGCUCUCAGGGACUCCCACCCCCCCCCUUCCCCCCCCAGCCCCUCCUCCUGUGAGGAGACGUCACCAGCAGGAGGGGAGUGGAGGAGGAGGAGGACUUUUACCAACCUCAGCAAUACCUCAGGUGUUGAAACGGAGCAGGUGAGGAGGAUUAGCUCCGCCCCCUCACCAUGACAGACUUGGAGAGUGAGUGCCUGAGCCUGGGCCUGCCCCCCGAAUGCGGCUCGCCUCCCCUGCCGCUGGACUCCUCCCUGCAGGUGGACUGCGGCGCCGGGCCCGUCGGCUCAACCCCGACGCCCACUCUGGCCCUCCUCUCCUCCGACUGUCCCACGCCCACGCUCAGUUCACUGGCGGCGGAGAUCGCAGAGCCGCUGGUGAUGCUGCCGUGCGUGAAGAGCGAGCCGGAGGACGGUGACCUGGACCCCAUCAGGACCGUGGACCUGUCAGAGAUCCAGCCGCUGUCCACUGCCGAGCUGGGCCAGGACCAGAUCAAGAUGGAGAUCAGUGGCCUCGACUACAUCAAGUCUGAGCAUCACGGUCACCACGGGAACCACCACCUGGGGCCGUUUCACCACAGCGACGUAACCGAGCUGGACUACAAGUUGCACUACGAGCCGAGCUCAGUGUUCGACUACAUCUCCCAGCGGCUGCACACCGGCGAGCGCCCGUUCAUCUGCACCACCUGCGGCAAGAGCUUCAGCCAGUCCAAGGAGCUGAAGGCGCACCACCUGAGCCACACGGGCGAGCGUCCGUACUGCUGCCAGCACUGCGGCAAGAGCUUCACCAAGGAGACGAGCUACCGCAACCACGUCCAGAUCCACACCGGCGAGAAGCCCUUCACCUGCUCGCAGUGCGGAAAGACUUUCAGCAACUCGGGCGUCUUAAAAACCCACGAGAAGAUCCACACGGGCGAGCGGCCGUUCGGCUGCACGCAGUGCGGGAAGAGCUUCGGCCGUCUCGGCCACCUGAAGGCGCACCAGCAGAUCCACACGGGCGAGCGGCCGUACGCCUGCCCCCAGUGCGGGAAGACUUUCAGCCAGUCGGGCCACCUCAAAGCACACGAGCAGAUCCACAAGCGAGAGCGAGCGGACACGGCGAGCACCAGCAGUGACGGCGGCAGCAGCGCCGUGGGCAGUGACAGUAGCUAACUGCAAACCCUUUAACCUCCGGAAAAACAAAGUAUUAUUCCUUUUUUUUUUUUAUAAAUACGAUAUAUAAAGCUUUUCCUCAUGA